UGCCGCGGCGCGCAGUCGGUGCUAAGCGACGCCAAGUGACGGACGCGGGCGCGCGUCUUCGAGGAGCGGCGGCGCGGAUCACGACCUCGCGGUCGGUCUGUUAGUCUCAGUGCGCUUGGAACAGAGAGAGAGAGAGAUGUACGGCAGCAAGGGGACAACGAUCGGAUGCUGGCUCGUGUGGUGCUACGUCUUCCUGACGUAUCACGUGGUCAGCGAAGCACCAGCCGACACUAGUGACGUCCUGGUGUUCACCGUCGCUUCCAACGAGACGGAUGGCUUUCGGAGGUACUUGAGGUCGGUCGAGGUCUACGGAUUUCGUGAAAACUUGAAGAUCCUCGGCCUGGGUAAGUCGUGGAAGGGCGGUAACGUAUUUUACGGCCCCGGCGGCGGAUACAAGAUUAAUCUUCUGAGAAAAGCCUUGGAGGAUUAUCGAAACGAUGAGAACAGAAUCGUCUUGUUCACUGACAGUUACGACGUGAUAUUCCUCGGUGGGCUGUCGGCGAUAGUCGAGCGAUUCCUGGAGACCGGCGCUCGAGUUUUGUUCUCCGCGGAGAGAUAUUGCUGGCCGGACAAAUCUCUCGCGAGCCACUAUCCACCGGUAUCGAGGGGCAAACGAUACUUAAACUCCGGAUCCUUCCUCGGAUACGCCACUGACCUGCUCGCCAUCCUGAACACCGCCCCCAUCGAGGACAAGGCCGACGAUCAGUUGUUCUACACGACGGUGUACCUGAACGACGAGCUCAGAGCGCGGCACAGGAUCAAGUUGGAUCACAAGUCCGAGAUAUUCCAGAAUCUCUUCGGUGCGGUAGCCGAUGUCGAGCUCAGGUUCAAGGGGGAAGAGGCGUAUCUUCAAAACAUCGUCUAUAAUACAGUACCCCUGGUGCUCCACGGCAACGGGCACAGCAAACUGGUCUUAAAUUCCCUCGGCAAUUACCUAGCUCGUGCCUGGACGUCGGACGAGGGAUGCCUGGCCUGCUGGGACAGAACCGUCGAGCUCGACAAGACCAAGCCGGAGGCGCACCCGGUCAUCCUGAUAGCCGUUUUCGUCGAACGGCCUACGCCCUUCCUGGAGGAAUUCUUCGACGCUAUUUACCGCCAGUCCUAUCCGAAGUCGAGGCUGCAUCUGUUCAUUCACAACGCCGUGCCGUAUCACGAGAGCGUGGUGAGCGGCUUUUACGAAAAGUUCAGCCGGGAAUACGUGAGCGCGGAGCACAUCUCGGCGGACCAAGCAGCCGACGAGGUGCACGCUAGGAAACUGGCGAUGAAGCACUGUCUGUUCCACAAGUGUUCCGGGUAUUUCUCGGUCGACUCGAUCGCCCACUUGGACAACGAACACGCGCUGAAGUUGCUGGUGGAGCAGCAGAGAGGGAUCGUCGCGCCCUUGCUGAUCCGGCCGUACAAGGCGUGGAGCAACUUCUGGGGCGCCAUUACGGACGACGGGUUUUACGCGCGGAGCUUCGACUACAUGGAGAUCGUGAGGAACCAACGCAGGGGGCUGUGGAACGUGCCGUUCGUGAGCAACUGCUAUCUGAUCAACGCCACCAUCCUGAACGACGAGUCGACCCGUCCGUUCUACGGAGACCCGGAUGAAAACCCGGACGCGGACACGGACACGGAGAUGACGUUCGCCGAGCGGAAUCGCCGGGCGGGUGUGUUCAUGUACGUGAGCAAUAGGCUCGACUUCGGCCACCUCGUCAACCUCGACACCUACGACGUCCAACUGACGCAUCCGGACAUGUACCAGAUCAUGGACAACAAGCUGGACUGGGAGAAAAGGUACAUUCAUGCCAAGUACAGCGAGAGCUUCGAUCCUGACAAGAAGCCGAUUCAGCCGUGCACCGACGUCUACUGGUUCCCCAUCGUCACUCGCAGAUUCACCAAGGAGCUCAUCGGGAUCGUCGAGAAUUUCGGACAAUGGUCCGACGGGUCGAAUCACGAUCCACGCUUGUCGGGCGGUUACGAGAACGUACCGACCCGCGACAUUCACAUGAAUCAAAUUCAGUACGAACCGCAGUGGUUGUACUUCUUGAAAGAAUACGUUAGACCCUUGCAGGAGCUCGUCUUCACCGGCUACUAUCACGAUCCGCCGCGAUCGCUGAUGAACUUCGUCGUGAGGUACCGUCCGGACGAGCAGCCGUCCUUGAGGCCGCACCACGACUCGUCCACCUACACCAUCAACAUCGCCCUGAACCAAGCGGGAGUCGAUUACGAGGGCGGCGGGUGCAGGUUCAUCCGAUACAACUGCUCGGUCACCGACACGAAGCCAGGCUGGAUGUUGAUGCAUCCGGGAAGGCUGACGCAUUAUCACGAAGGACUGCGAGUGACCGGGGGAACGCGUUACAUUAUGAUCUCUUUCGUGGAUCCGUGAUAGGAUACUCGAUAACUGCCGAAUACGACCUCCGUCAACGAGAGAGAGAGAGAUAUUCAUAAAUCACGGGCCGCCGCUAUAUUCGAAGAUAGAGAAAUACUUACUACUAUAGUUAAUAAAACGCGCGAGAGCGGGUAAAGAGCGACGAAGGAGGAGGGAAGAAAGAAAGAAGGAAAGACGACGUGAGAUUCCGGAGAGAUCCCGUACGAGCUCGUUUGCGUUGUUAUCGACCAGAAGGGAAACGUCAAUUUUCACCGAUGGACUGAAUAGUGCAUUUAACAAGCCGGGAAAACCGCUCGCGAUCGAUGUGUUAUUUUUCUACUCCAAUGUGUAAAUCGCGCGCCUAUAAUUAUGCUUCGUAUUUAGUACAAUCGCGCGCGGAUUUUUACGAAGAUGAAAAGCUGUAACGUAUGUAUAUGUACAUGUGAUUGAUACAUGUCUGAAUUCAUUGGUUUUCGAAUAUAUGUACACAGAUAAUAAAGCUUACAGCAUCUAACGUUACCAAG
Molecule: messenger RNA, 2874 nt
Organism: Dinoponera quadriceps
Lineage: Eukaryota; Metazoa; Arthropoda; Insecta; Hymenoptera; Formicidae
Gene: Plod
Product: procollagen-lysine,2-oxoglutarate 5-dioxygenase 3
Exons: 9
Coding region: 137-2368 (743 amino acids)
Biological process (GO): peptidyl-lysine hydroxylation
Cellular component (GO): endoplasmic reticulum
Molecular function (GO): iron ion binding; L-ascorbic acid binding; procollagen-lysine 5-dioxygenase activity
Source: RefSeq, a predicted model, not a curated record